Molecule: messenger RNA, 2204 nt
Organism: Camelina sativa (false flax)
Lineage: Eukaryota; Viridiplantae; Streptophyta; Magnoliopsida; Brassicales; Brassicaceae
Product: phospholipase A1-Igamma1, chloroplastic-like
Biological process (GO): lipid metabolic process
Molecular function (GO): glycerophospholipase activity
Source: RefSeq, a predicted model, not a curated record
CCAAGAACACACAGACGAUAUCUUGCUAGGGAUAAGGGAACCUAUGGGCCAAUGCCUAGAGGAACCCCAAAAGGUUUAUUAGGCAUGCCGUUCAAUACAACGGCUAUCGAUGGUCUAUACUGCGUGGGGGAUAGUUGCUUUCCUGGUCAGGGAGUCAUAGCUGUGGCAUUCUCAGGAGUAAUGUGUGCUCAUCGGGUAGCUGCUGACAUUGGGAUUGAGAAGAAAUCACGGGUACUUGAUACUGGCCUUCUUGGUAUACUUGGUUGGCUUAGGACACUCGCAUAAAUCUACUGAUGGUUGUAAUGAGAAAAGAAUGACAAGAAAAAGAAGAAAGAAGAGAUACAAUAAACUACUGUAUGAUAUAUACGCAUGCAACAUGAGCAUAAUUGUUUAUUAUUGUUUGUUAACACUUGACAUAUAUAAAUAUAUAAAGGGUGCAAUUAAAUUCCGUUACGACUCUGAAAGUCAUCAAGCUUUCAGUAAUGGCGACCGUUCCCUCCCACUACCUUCGUCUUCCUCAUCUUAUCAACCAAAACUACUCUCUUUCCCUCAAACCACACUCUACGCGUAUUACUUUUCCGGCGAGUUCAUGGCCGGCGAGGGCCAUGUCGAAAACCGAAGAGGAGGCUUCUAUUUCUCCAAGGCUCGAGCAGGAAAACUUUGAGCUGACGACGGCGGAGGAGGAUAUUCGCCGGCGGGACAGAGAAGAAACUAAAGAAUCGAAGAGUUUGAAAGACACGUGGCGGAAGAUCCAAGGAGAAGAUAAUUGGGCCGGGUUAAUGGAUCCGAUGGACCCGGUUCUUAGAUCCGAGCUGAUCAGGUACGGGGAAAUGGCCCAGGCCUGUUACGACGCCUUCGACUUCGAUCCUUUCUCAAGGUACUGUGGGAGCUGCAGGUUCACGCGCCGUCACCUGUUCGAAUCGCUCGGGAUACUCGAUUCCGGCUACGAGGUGGCGCGUUAUCUCUACGCGACGUCGAACAUCAACCUCCCCAACUUCUUCUCGAAAUCUAGAUGGUCCAAGGUGUGGAGCAAGAACGCCAACUGGAUGGGAUACGUGGCCGUUUCCGACGACGAAGAAGCCACGCGCGGUCGACUCGGACGCCGCGAUAUCGCGAUCGCAUGGAGAGGAACCGUCACGCGGCUCGAGUGGAUAGCGGAUCUCAAGGAUUACCUCAAACCGGUAUCCGGAAACGGAAUCCGGUGCUCCGACCCGGCCGUUAAAGUAGAAUCCGGGUUUCUCGAUCUCUACACCGACAAAGACACGUCGUGCAAGUUCUCGAAAUUCUCGGCGCGCGAGCAGGUUCUGACGGAAGUGAAGAGACUGGUGGAGAGGUACGGAGACGAGGAAGGAGAAGAUCUGAGCAUCACCGUGACGGGACACAGCCUCGGUGGCGCAUUGGCGGUGCUAAGCGCGUACGACGUGGCGGAGAUGGGACUGAACAGAACUAGGAAAGGAAAAUUGAUUCCGGUGACGGUGUUCACGUACGGAGGACCGCGAGUCGGGAACAUUCGGUUCAAGGAGAGGAUCGAGAAACUGGGAGUGAAGGUGUUGAGGGUGGUGAACCAGCACGACGUCGUGGCGAAAUCGCCGGGACUGUUUCUGAACGAGCGUGCACCACACGCGCUAAUGAAAUUGGCGGGAGGAUUGCCGUGGUGUUACUGCCACGUGGGCGAAAAGCUGCCGUUGGAUCAUCAGAACUCGCCGUUCCUGAAGCCAACCGUUGAUCUUUCCACUGCUCAUAACUUGGAAGCUCUCCUCCAUCUCCUUGACGGGUAUCAUGGGAAAGGAAAGAGAUUUGUGUUAUCAAGUGGGAGAGAUCCAGCGUUAGUGAACAAAGCAUCUGAUUUUUUGAAAGACCAUUUCAUGGUUCCUCCCUAUUGGCGCCAAGACGCUAACAAAGGAAUGAUCAAGAGCUCUGAUGGCCGUUGGAUUCAACCUGAUCGCAUCCGUGCUGAGGAUCACCACGCUCCUGACAUUCAUCUACUCCUCUCCCAACUCCAUAAUCAUCCAUCAUAAAAUUUUUUUUUUUCUAUUUGUAAUUAGUAAUCAGAUUCUUUCUUUGUCUUUCUACUGUCUCAUUGCUUUUUUUACAUUACAUAGGAAAAAAAAUUAAGUUUUCAUAACUUAAUAGAUCAGGCAAAAACUAGACUGAAGAGAUCUUUAGUUUUUAUCAAAAUUGGAGAGGAUACAAGUUUGUCGCCA